AUGGCAGCGAAGGGGGCAAAGGAGACUCUCGUGAAUAAACUGGGUUUUAAAAGCAGCAGCAGCUCAAAGUCAGUGGAGAUGGAGAUCGAGAAACUGAAGAGAGAGAACCAGCAGCUGAAGAAAAGUCUAGAGGACAUGAAGAGAGCUGGAAAACAUCAAAACAAUCAUUCAGACUCUGACAAAGCCAAACUUCUGGAGAGGAUCCUGGCCCUGGAGACGCUGAGGGAGAGGAACUCCCAGCAGCUGCUGGGGAAGGAGCAGGAGAUCUGCGGCCUCAGACAGCAGCUGCGCGCCGCUCACGGGGAGGUGGUGUCUUCACUGCAGAGCCAGCUGGAGCAGAAACAACAGGAGGCUGAACAGAGAGAGAAACAGUUCCAGGCUCUCUCAAAGGAGAGCGAAGACCUGAAAAACAAGUAUUGUGCAGUUUCUGAGAGGUGUGACACACUUGAGAAACAAAAGGUUCCAUCUGGUGAGCUUGUGGCGGUGCAGGAGCAGUUGCGAGAUGCUCUAGAGAAGAACCAUAACUGGCUUGUUUAUGACCAGCAGCGUGAGGCCUACGUUCAGGGCGUCUUAGCUAAGACCAAGGAGUUAGAGACGCAGUUAAAUGAAGCAAAUCAAGCACUCCAACAACAGCACAAAGAAGCCAGUUCAGAUGGCCAGUCUGGGCAGGAGGCUCAGCGUGAGCUGGAGGCCGAACGGGCCCGGGUCAGCCGGAUCCAGGCGGACCUUGAGGAUCUGAGAGGGAAGUAUGAGGAGAAGAGCAGGGAAGCGGCUCAGGCCCGAGAGCAGCUUCUGGAGGAGAGGAAAAGAGACCGGGAGGCUCUGCAGGAGGAGAGGAGGUGUUCAUCAGAGCGAACUGCUCGACUGCAGGGUGAGCUGGAGGACGAGAGGAAGAGGGUGGCUGAACUACUGAUGCAGGUGAACCUAUUACAGAAAUCCCUGAUGAAUCGGCAGGAGGAGCAGAAAAGAAUCGCUAUAUUGGAACAACAGAUCCAUUUGUCAGCUAAAGAAUCCGAAAAUGAAAAACUAGACCGUCAAAGUUUACAGCACCAACUGCACAAAGUUUUGAAAGAGCUGCGGAAGGCCAGAGACCAGAUUACACGCCUGGAGUCUUCCAAACAGCAGAGAGAGUCUCGUUUCUCUGAGCCCAGCUCAUGUAACAGGAUGGAUUUUGAAAGAUUGACUAUUCAAGAUCGAACCACGUCUCCAUCUAAAGUUCAUAACAUACUAGAUGAGAGUGUCCUGGAGUGUCCGAACUGUGGCGCUUCCUACCCCACCAGCCAGCACAGAGAGCUGCUCGCCCACCUCGACUACUGCUUCAGCUAAAUCCGCUUCACAUCACAUGCUUCUUUCCACUGUGUGUAUAUAAACGCCAUUAUUUAGAGCGAUUUUGUCUUGGUUGAUUGUAGUCACCAUUCCAAAGAAAUGUUUCAGUAUUUUAUAUGAACUUUUUUUUUUUUUUGUUUUUUUUUUAAACAAAGUAUUUUUAAAUUCUUGAAUUUGAAAAGUUUGAAGAGACUUUUCUUUUAUUCUUAAAAGUAUUUGUUUAUAUGGGGCAUAUUUAAAACAUUUUAAUUUAUGAAUUCAAAUAUAUGUUAUUUUCUUAGUUCGCUUUUGGUGACCAGGUUGCUCUUUGAUAUGCAGUUUGCAUACAUGCAAUAAGUAAUAAUCAAUAUUCAACAUUUUAAAUCAGUAUUGUACCUAAACAAUAACCAUUUUUCACACAGUCCUUCACUGAAUUGUCUACUUGAAUAAAAGG
Megalobrama amblycephala (Wuchang bream) is the source of this 1759-nucleotide messenger RNA. RefSeq names its product centrosomal protein 55 like (gene cep55l). Gene Ontology annotation, biological process: mitotic cytokinesis; regulation of phosphatidylinositol 3-kinase/protein kinase B signal transduction. The record is from RefSeq and is a predicted model, not a curated record. Lineage: Eukaryota; Metazoa; Chordata; Actinopteri; Cypriniformes; Xenocyprididae.